Molecule: messenger RNA, 2074 nt
Organism: Brassica oleracea var. oleracea
Lineage: Eukaryota; Viridiplantae; Streptophyta; Magnoliopsida; Brassicales; Brassicaceae
Source: RefSeq, a predicted model, not a curated record
AGAUCCCUGCUUCUUCAGUGUAGGUUCUCUUCCCAGAUCUCCUUCUUUGACCACCAGCUCAUCCAUUGUGGUUGCAUGUUGGUGGGGUUUUUCUUGGUUGCAGGAUUCAAAGGAGAGAGACUUCCAUUGAGCUCUGGGGUGGGGUUGUGUUCUUUGUGGGUAAUGGAGGGUAAUGAUGACCUAAACUUGAAGGCCAUUAAUGCGUCGGUUGGAAGAUUAGUCUGGGUUCGCCUCCGUAACGCCUCAUGGUGGCCCGCACAAACUCUGCUUCUUGAGGAACUUCCUGAAACCUCUCUGCUUACUCCACAAGUAGGCACUCCUAUAAAGCUUCUAGGUCGUGACGACGUUAACGUGGAGUGGUAUGUCCUUGAAAAGUCCAAGAGCGUCAAGGCCUUUCGUUGUGGAGAGUAUGAUGCUCACAUUGAGAAAGCAAAGGCUGUUGCUGCUGCAAAGGCUACUAAGAAGAAGACUGCCAAGCUUACUCGCCGAGAAAACGCCAUCAACAUUGCUCUCCAGAUUGAGAAUGCACAUCUCUGUAGCUCUGAAGAAGAUGGAUUGGAUUCAGCUCCCGACCCCACUAUGUCUUUCCAAGAAACGUUGCUGAAGGUGCAGCCAAAGAGAAGAAGAAGAACACCGAAUGACUCAGAAGAUGAUGGGACUGAAGGAAUCAAGCGAAUGAGAGGGCUUGAGGAUAUUGGCAAAGAACAUGAUGUCGGUGCUAUUGUCGUUUGCAGGCAACUAGUGGGUUGUGAUUCAGUCUCCAAUGGAGGAGACAAGGCAUGCUCCCCGUUGUCACUGAAAAGAAAAAGAUCACAAGUAGUCAUAAAUGCUAAUGACUGCUCUAAAAGAAAAACCCGACGCAGGCAACUGACUAAGGUGCUAGAGAGCACGACUAUAGUCUGUGUCCCUGACACCUCUGGAAUGGAGCCUGUGGAAUCCAGGAAAAGUGUCUCUGUCGUUAUCAACAAUAGUUCAGACAGCACCGGGGUUUCAUGCGAGAAUGUUGUUGGAGCCAAGGCAAAAGACAGUGACAUUUCCAGCUUAUCAGUCUCUGCGGAGGAUGAUCCUUCUUACCAACUACAUGAUGUUCCACUGACCGGAAAGGCAGUUAAUGGAUCUGCUUGUAGUACAAAUCCACCAGAUAAACAGCUUGUCAUCUGUGAUUUGAACAGGAUUGAGAAGAGCACUUCUGAGUGGCAACUUAAAGGGAAGAGGAACUCAAGGCAGAUGAGCAAGAAACAAGAAGCAAGAAGAUUUGUGUACGGCGAAGAAGCUAAUAACAGCAGUCCUUUGCCUCUUCCUGCGCUGUUCGAAGUGAAGAUUGAGGUGAAAGCCAGCUCUAACAAACCCCGUGUUCCUCUGGUUUCUCGAAUGAGUGAGUUGAAUGGGAAAGCUAUUGUCGGGCAUCCUGUAAGUGUUGAGGCCUUGAAAGAAGAAGGAUAUUGCAAUGGUACGGUGAUGUCUCAAGAUGUUGUGAAGGCGAAGCCAUUAUUGUCCGAAAAGAAGAGCAAGAAGAGGAAAUCACAGGGCGCUUUUGGAAAGUCAAAGAAGAAAUCGUCUUCUUCUUUGGUAUCGAUAAAGACAAGGCGGCUCUCUACUCUAACGAGCCAGAAGCUGACGGGAAGAAGCAAGAUGCAGACAACAGGAAAGGCAAAGGAAACGGUUGUAGCUUGUAUACCGCUGAAAGUGGUCUUCAGUAGGAUAAACCAAGUGUUGAAAGGCUCAGCGAGACAAACGCAACACCGACCAUUGCCAUCUGCAGUCAAAACAUGAGAUAAUUUUUUAGGAGAAGUCAUCACUGAUGGGUUUUGGGUACAAAGACUGAGACCUUUUUUUGAGUCAUGCAGAGACAUAGAAACAAAAGAGAAGUUGCAAGUGAGCAAAUGUAUAUAUAGCAGUAGUUAGUCGUUGAGGUGUAAAACUGAAGGGUUUAGAUUAGUGAGAUGAGAAAGUUGCUUGUUUACUCAUUGUUUGUUUUUGAAUUCUCAAGUUCUUGUUUUUGUGUUUGUCAUUUGAGUCUCAGUUCCUUCAUACAUUUUGGUUUAACUCUUUAAGAGAGAACAAAAAGAUUAAA